GUGGGAGGCGGGGCCGAGCGCUCGGUGGGGGCGGCAAGAUGGCGGCUGAGGCGUGAGGAACGGGGCAGAGAUUGGCCAGACUCGUGCCAUGUACAGCAAGAGUAACAAUUCUCACUCGCUUUUCUUCUGGGCUAGUGGUUUUUAAAGUGGGGACUUGUAUUCAUGGUCUCUGGGGCUUUAGUGAGCUUUUAAUGCGGAGAAUGUCGUGCAGGGGUUUCCUGAGGUUGCUGGCAUCACCUUUGAGAUGGAGUAUCAAUCUUUUCCCUCAUACCUUCGUACCAGGGAGAUGGCCAUUAACCCAAGCUCUGGGCCAUCUGGAAACCCGCACCAUGGCAACCCUCAACCAGAUACACCGUAAGGGCAAGCCAAAGUUUCCCCCACCCAAACUUGGCCCCACCUUUGGCAACCCCCAGCUCAAGGGAGUGGUCCUCAAGACCAUGAUUCGCAAGCCCAAGAAACCCAACUCUGCCAACAGAAAGUGCGCCCGGGUGCGACUCAGCAAUGGCAAGGAGGUGAUCUGCUUCAUUCCCGGAGAAGGUCACAACUUGCAGGAGCACAGCAUUGUGCUGGUGGAAGGUGGAAGGACACAGGACUUGCCUGGGGUGAAGCUCAAAAUAGUGCGUGGGAAAUAUGACUGCGCCCAUGUUCAGAAGAAGAAAUAAGUGCCGCCGCGCUGAGAGAUGUCGUGGGAUUGUCAAGUUCCCGGCUUCGUAGGAAAGGAGUUUUAAUCACGUCUGCAUUUGUGUCAUGGCAGAUAUCCUCCAGAGACACAACUACUUGCUCUGUACUGUUGUGAGAUAUUUACACGCAGACCAUGCUCAUUAAAUUCAAACUCCUCUCUGAGA
Messenger RNA from Malaclemys terrapin pileata, 845 nucleotides. It is a transcript of the gene MRPS12, whose product is annotated as mitochondrial ribosomal protein S12. Gene Ontology annotation, biological process: translation. Lineage: Eukaryota; Metazoa; Chordata; Testudines; Emydidae. Gene Ontology annotation, molecular function: structural constituent of ribosome. Gene Ontology annotation, cellular component: ribosome; small ribosomal subunit. The transcript has 4 exons. The record is from RefSeq and is a predicted model, not a curated record. The coding region runs from base 192 to 662 and encodes 156 amino acids.